Thunnus maccoyii (southern bluefin tuna) is the source of this 5386-nucleotide messenger RNA. RefSeq names its product kinesin-like protein KIF21A. The coding region runs from base 357 to 5069 and encodes 1570 amino acids. The transcript is spliced from 35 exons. Gene Ontology annotation, biological process: mitotic spindle organization; microtubule-based movement. The record is from RefSeq and is a predicted model, not a curated record. NCBI's taxonomy places the organism in Eukaryota, Metazoa, Chordata, Actinopteri, Scombriformes, Scombridae. Gene Ontology annotation, molecular function: microtubule motor activity; ATP binding; microtubule binding.
CGUCUUGGGAGUCAAUCACACGGCAAGUGAACCGUCCACACACACUGUGCUCUACCCGGCCAGCAGCCAGAGACGAUGCCUCUGAGGAGGUGACCACCGCCUGAUACUCAAACACGUUUCCCCGGCUAUGGAAAACAAAUCAAUCUGAUCAUAAUCAGAUAAAACAUGGCUUCUAUUUGCAGUCGCCCGAGGAGGAGGUGAGAGCGGCGGCGGUGGAGGCUCAACAUAGAAGUGCUUUUCUGGGAGGUGGAGGGAGGGCGGCACACGGCGCUCUCUUGUCUUGUAAGAGGAUAAAGAAGAAAGGGAAAUCAAGCUAUUUUUAAGCGGACUGCUAAGGGCCAUCCUCCGGUGACACCAUGACCAGCGGGCCGGAUGAGAGCUCGGUGCGCGUCGCCCUGAGGAUUCGUCCUCAGUUGGCCAAAGAGAAGAUCGAGGGCUGUCACAUCUGUACGUAUGUGAUGCCCGGGGAGCCACAGGUGGUCCUGGGUAAGGACAAGGCCUUCACUUAUGACUAUGUCUUCGACAUGGACACCCAGCAGGACACCAUCUACACCCACUGCACCGAGACGCUCAUCGAUGGUUGCUUUGAGGGCUACAAUGCCACAAUCUUUGCAUACGGACAGACAGGUUCGGGGAAGACCUACACCAUGGGAACUGGCUUCGACGUCAGCAUCGGUGAGGACGAGCUGGGUAUCAUUCCCCGGGCCGUCAACCACCUGUUCCGAGGGAUCGAGGAGCGCAGACAGGCUGCCACUGAGCAGGGCAGGCCUGUUCCUGAGUUCAAGAUCAACGCUCAGUUCCUAGAGCUGUACAACGAGGAGGUGCUGGACUUGUUCGACUCGACGCGAGACAUCGAGGCCAGGAAACAGAAAUCCAACAUCAAAAUCCACGAGGAUGCCAAUGGAGGCAUCUACACCGUGGGGGUCACCACUCGCACCGUCACCUCUGCUGCAGAGAUGAUUCAGUGUCUGAAGCUUGGCGCUCUGUCUCGAACCACUGCCAGCACCCAGAUGAACGUCCAGAGUUCACGUUCCCACGCCAUCUUCACCAUCCACCUGUGCCAAGUUCGAGUCUGCUCACCUGAUAACAAUGAUAACGUAACAGACAACCGUCUAGCUAACAACUCAGAGAUUAAUGAGUUUGAGACACUGACAGCCAAAUUCCACUUUGUGGACCUUGCUGGUUCAGAGAGACUGAAGAGAACUGGGGCUACAGGUGACAGAGCGAAAGAGGGCAUCUCCAUCAACUGUGGGCUGCUUGCUCUGGGAAACGUCAUCAGUGCUCUGGGAGACAGGAGUAAGCGCUCCACUCAUGUGCCUUACAGAGACUCCAAACUGACCCGGCUGUUGCAGGACUCACUAGGUGGCAACAGUCAAACAGUGAUGAUCGCCUGUAUCAGCCCGUCAGACCGGGACUUCAUGGAGACCCUGAACACCCUGAAGUACGCCAACCGCGCCCGAAACAUCAAGAACAAGGUGAUGGUGAACCAGGACCGAGCCAGCCAGCAGAUCAGCGCCCUGAGGACAGAGAUAGCACGACUGCAGAUGGAGCUGAUGGAGUACAAGACGGGUAAGCGUAUGGUUGGUGAAGAUGGCAUGGAGGGCAUCAAUGACUUGGUCCAUGAGAACUCCAUGUUACAGACUGAGAACAAUAAUCUGAGGGUGAGGGUGAAGGCCAUGCAGGAGACCAUCGACGCCCAGAGAAGCAGACUCACACAGAUCCUCAGUGACCAUGCCAACCAGGCCCUCGCCAAAGCAGGUGAAGGCAAUGAAGAGAUUGGGAACAUGAUUCAGAACUACAUCAAAGAAAUCGAGGAGCUCAGAGCCAAACUUCUUGAGAGUGAGGCUAUGAACGAGAACCUCAGGAAGAGCCUCUCUCGGGCUUCCACUCGCUCCUCGCUGUAUGGCGGCCCCGGCUCCUUCUCCACCUCCCUCCUGGCACCCGAGAAGGAGGCCAGCGACGUCAUCGAGAUGGCCAAGAGGGAUCUACAGAAACUCAAGAAGAAGGAAAAGAAGAAGAAAAAGAGUGUUGUCAAAGAAGUCCCGGAUAAUGACCAGGAGCGAGGCACCGAGGAAGCAGACGUGGAGGGCAGCGACCACGAAGAAGGCGAGGAUCCUGAUGGGGAGGAGGAGGACUUUGACAUGGCGGGAGAAGACACGUCUGAGGAGUCUGACUCCGAAGAACUGGAGGAGAAAGAAAAUGUGCAGGCCGACCUGGCAAACAUCACCUGUGAGAUCGCCAUCAAGCAGAAGCUGAUAGACGAGCUGGAGAACAGCCAGCGGCGUCUGCACACUCUCAAACAGCAGUACGAACAGAAGCUGUCGAUGCUGCAAAACAAGAUCAGAGACACACAGCUAGAGAGGGACAAGGUGUUGCACAAUAUGGGUUCAGUGGAGACAUGUACAGAGGAGAAGGCAAAGAAGAUUAAAGCAGAGUAUGAGAGGAAGCUGAGCUCCAUGAACAAAGAGCUGCAGAAGCUCCAGUCAGCUCAGAAGGAGCAUGCCCGCCUGCUGAAGAACCAGUCCCAGUACGAGAAACAGCUCAAGAAACUCCAGCAGGACGUGACCGAGAUGAAGAAGACCAAGGUGGUGCUGAUGCGUCAGAUGAAGGAGCAGCAGGAACGCAACAGAGCCACAGAGUGCAGGAGGAACCGAGAGAUCGCCUCUCUGAAGAAAGACCAGCGCAGAGCUGAGCACCAGCUGAAGCAGAUGGAGGCUCAGAAGAGACAACAGGAAUUGAUCCUGCGCAGGAAGACUGAAGAGGUGACAGCGCUUAGGCGGCAGGUGAGGCCUGUGUCUGGCAAGACGACCAGGAAGGUGAGCUUACCUGAACCUCUUCAGGAGCAGUCGCAUCGAGCCGCCCCAGGAAGGCUGCAGUCCGCUGGGGCGUCCCACUCCAAUGGAGCCAGGAGUUCUCCAGUGCGGAUGGGAAGCAUCUACCUCAACCGGACAGCCAGGACCAAAUGGCAGUCACUGGAGAGACGCAUCACUGACAUCAUCAUGCAGAGGAUGACCAUCUCUAACAUGGAGACGGAUAUGAACCGACUGCUGAAGCAAAGGGAGGAGCUGACCAGGCGGAGGGAGCGAGUUUCCAGGAAGAGAGAAAAGAUGGCAGUGGAGGGGGCGGACGCCGACCGCUCACUGGCCUCCCUUAACGAGGAGCUAGAGUCUCUGAGCGCCAACAUCGACUACAUCAAUGACAGCAUCGCAGACUGCCAGGCCAACAUCAUGCAGAUGGAGGAGGCCAAGGAGGAAGGAGACACAGUGGAUGUUACCGCGGUGAUCAGCUCCUGUAAUCUAUCAGAGGCUCGUUUCCUUCUGGACCAUUUCAUGACGCUGGCCCUCAAUAAGGGUCUGCAGGCGGCUCAGAAGGAGUCCCAGCUGAAGGUGAUGGAGGGCAGGUUGAAGCAGACGGAGAUCAACAGCGCUACCCAGAACCAGCUGCUGUUCCACAUGCUGAAGGAGAAAGCUGAGAUCAACCCUGAGCUGGACGCCCUGCUGGGCAGCGCUCUGCAAGAGAAUGGAGAUGACAGCAGCAGUGAUGAGUCCACCCCCAGCCCAGCCACAGAGGGCAGCACACUGGCAUCAGAUCUAAUGAAGUUAUGUGGUGAAUCCAGACCAAGAAGUAAGGCUCGCAGGCGGACCACCACCCAGAUGGAGCUGCUUUACGCCGGCAGCGGGGAUCCAUCCUGUGAAUCCCCCACUGGAGACUUUUCGGCCCCUUUGCUCCCCCUCACAGAGCGCCUGGAAGGCCUGGCAGACAUGCAGGGUCAUACGGCUGGUCAAACCCCUGACCGCGAACAAACUGUUUCCCCAUCUGCACUGUCUGCCAGGCCAGCUGGCAUUUCUGGUUCCAGGUCACCUACAGGGACUGAGAGGAGGCAGCUAGAACGCUCACCCCUCACCCGAAGGAAGAUGCAAGAGAAAGGACCGACAGCGACACACAUCCCAGCACCCACACACACACCUCCGGUCAGCACAGCAGAGACGAAAACUAAAGGCAGUGACUACAAAUCGAUGUUAGAGGAGUCACCUGUAUUUGAAGGCCACAGAGGUGUGAUCAACCCUGUGACGACCCCUAAGAACAGCCGAGGGGCCAAAUUUCAGUGCGUCUAUGUAGCCGAGGGCCACACCAAACCAGUUCUCUGUGUGGACGCCACUGAUGAUCUGCUCUUCACAGGGUCCAAAGACCGAACAUGUAAGGUGUGGAACUUGGUGACAGGUCAGGAGAUCAUGUCUCUAGCAGAGCAUCCCAGCAGUGUCGUCUCAGUCAGAUACACUUCCAGCCUCGUCUUCACAGUUUCCACUGCUUACAUCAAAGUCUGGGACAUUCGAGAUUCCGCCAAGUGCAUACGCACUCUCACGUCGUCAGGCCAGGUGGGCUCAGGGGACACCUGUUCAUCAGUCAGGAGUUUAUCCAUCCCACCAGGAGAGAGUCAGAUCAACCAGAUCGCACUCAACCCCUCUGGCUCCUUCCUAUAUGCUGCUGCUGGCAAUGCUGUGCGCAUGUGGGACCUCCGCAAGUUUGCGUCCACGGGGAAGCUGACUGGCCAUUUGGGACCUGUCAUGUGUCUGACUGUUGAUAAGUUGGGUGGUGGACAGGACAUUGUGCUCACUGGCUCCAAAGACCGCCAUAUUAAAAUGUUUGAGGUGGCAGAAGGUGCUCAGGGUAGCAUCAGCUCCAGCCAUACAUUUGAGCCUGCCCAUCAGGACAGUGUGGAGUCUGUGGCCGUGCACGGAGACGUUUUCUACAGCGGCUCCAGAGACUACUACAUCAAGAAGUGGGACUUGGCCAGUAAACAGCUGCUACAGCAGUCGGUCAGUGCCCAGGCAGAUUGGGUUAGUGCUCUGGGUGUGGUGCCAGGCUGUCCGGUGCUGCUGAGCGGGUGCAGAGGAGGGCUGCUGCGCCUCUGGCAUGCUGACUCACUAGCACCCCUCGGCGAGGUCCGGGGACAUGACAGUCCCAUCAACGGCCUGGCCACCAACAGCAGCCAACUGUUCACCGCUUCUGAUGACCGCACUGUGAAGAUUUGGGAAGCCAAAGGAUCUCUGGAAGAUGGAGUUCACUGACUAAUCAUUGACGAAUCAUCUACUGGCCUUCACCCAAUCAAAACCAAACAUUCAUCUCCUAUAACUUGGUGAAAUCUUGUAUGGGAACCCAAAGUGGGUCUGGGACCUGAAACUGGCAAAUUUAGUCUAAUUAAAUGUAACUUCACAGUCUUUCAAGCUGAAUGCAGUUACUGAUAUUUUAGGUCAAGAUGGAUCACCACAAACCCAGUGGAGUCUCAUAAGUCUCCAGUAGGACCACAGAACAGCUGCAGUGGACAGCUGUUCUCACAACUGCAAGAGACAAUGAUAAAAAUGAAAGUAAAAAUAUGGAUCCUGGA